CUUGUGUAAGAAUUGUAAGUCUCGCGAUAAUUCAUUAAAUUUUCGUGCAUCUGUCGACCAGCAAAAUGAGUAGAAAACAGACACCGAGUGAAUUUUUGAAGCAAAUUAUUGGGCGCCCUGUAGUAGUGAAGCUGAACUCAGGUGUGGAUUACAGAGGUGUGCUAGCCUGUUUGGAUGGGUACAUGAACAUUGCUUUGGAGCAGACAGAGGAAUAUGUAAAUGGCCAACUAAAAAACAAAUAUGGCGAUGCUUUCAUCAGAGGGAACAAUGUAUUAUACAUCAGUACGCAGAAGAGGAGGGUAUGAAUAUCCGAGGGAGAGCUAGUUGUGAGAAAGUGAGAGUGGAUUUGCUGGAAUAUGAGUUGAUAUAUUGUGUAAAAUAAUAUGGAAGCUGUAUGCUGAAUUUGCAGGCUAGAGGAAAUCACAGGAAGGAAGACAGCUGUGAUUUUUUAUAUUUCAAAAAAAGUGCUCGGAACCAUUACAAAAAAAAUGCAAAAGGGAGCGAGGGAGACAACUGCGAUUUUGAGAAAACGUAUCUAAAAAUUGCCAUCAUUACAUGGCAGAAUGCAUAGAGGCAGAUAACAAGGAAAAGGACACUUUUCUUGAUAGGAAUUUGGACUUGGAAAAAAACACGAACUGUUGUGAAUUUGAUAAUGGACGAUGUGUCUUAGGCUAAAUGCUUAAGUAACAUUAGCUCAUCCGAUGUCAGGAAAUUGAUUCUAUUGUCAACAUGGAUUCAGUCUAUGUAUGCAUCGAGACCUAUGGUUGCAUUCAGCUUUAGGGCUGACGAGGAAUGUUACAAAAAUGUAUGGAAAAUAUGUCAAUAAGAUGUAUAUGUUAAACGUGUCCCAAUCUUUCAGAUCCAACCAGUGCCUGUAUGUCAAGCUAAGACUUGACACGAGUCAUAGCUUGACAAAGGGACCAGUCAGUCUAUAAACUUUGUGACACGUUGAACACAUACAUUGUUUGUGUAUAAGUAAAACUUUGAUACAUGUAAUUGUAUGAAAAUAAUCUUAACCUUUUUUCUCUUUUUUUUCUAUGUUUAGGAUAUGCUUGGUCUUUUCCAAGAGGUAAACUUUCUUUACAAUUUUGAUAUUUUCAAAUCUGAAACAUCACUAUUCAUCACACACAUCAUCAUGACAGGUUAUUUUCUUCAUUGUCAUGUUUCAUUUCACAGUUCAAACAUGUGAAAUAUUUUUUAUAAUUUUAACAAUUUAAUAAAACAAUUGUUUGUG
Molecule: messenger RNA, 1234 nt
Organism: Mizuhopecten yessoensis (Yesso scallop)
Lineage: Eukaryota; Metazoa; Mollusca; Bivalvia; Pectinida; Pectinidae
Product: U6 snRNA-associated Sm-like protein LSm6
Exons: 4
Coding region: 66-305 (79 amino acids)
Biological process (GO): mRNA splicing, via spliceosome; maturation of SSU-rRNA
Cellular component (GO): nucleolus; sno(s)RNA-containing ribonucleoprotein complex; U6 snRNP
Molecular function (GO): RNA binding
Source: RefSeq, a predicted model, not a curated record